Trichophyton rubrum CBS 118892 is the source of this 2535-nucleotide messenger RNA. RefSeq lists its product as uncharacterized. Gene Ontology annotation, cellular component: endoplasmic reticulum; Golgi apparatus. The record is from RefSeq and is a predicted model, not a curated record. NCBI's taxonomy places the organism in Eukaryota, Fungi, Ascomycota, Eurotiomycetes, Onygenales, Arthrodermataceae. The transcript is spliced from 3 exons. Bases 1 to 2535 code for a protein of 844 amino acids.
AUGUCGAAAUGGAAGGUCGGCUCUUUUUUACAGCAAGCCGUGGCUGGCGUCGAGUCCAGGCUGGACACCAUCUUGGCCGACAGCGACAGCGAGGCCGCGCAGAAUGGAGAUAAGACAGAGAAGCCCGCAGAGAAGCAGCCUGGUCUCCGGGCGGGCAUGGCGCCUCCUAGUCUUUCAAGAAGCUCCUCCUCAGCCAGAGUCAAUGACAGACUCCAGGAACGGCUUGCUCGCGCAAUGGUGAAGCAGUCCGGAGCUGGAGGGGUCACCAGUCCGCCAUCAUCAAUUGGCGUGCCCUCACGAACCUCCAGUCCACUCCCCGCAGAUGGCAGCAGAACGAGCAUUGAUAGCACCACUGGGAACAUAGAGAAGAUUACAGACGAUACAGCAUCAGAUAACAAAUCGGUUACUGGUUCAGUGCCACGCACUAGUAUUGAUGCUACUGUCCAAGAAAGAAGGUCAAAUGAGGUACUGUCUGGGGAACAGGGUGUAGCAGCAUCCAAGAACGCUGAUGAAAUGCCAGGCCCCUCAGAGUCUUCCAACAACGAUGAAGAUGUGAAUUCAGGUCAGAUUGCUCAAGUGGAUGGAGCUGAGUCCCGGUUAAAUCGUCUUGAAGACUAUGAGGCGGCGAUGGCUAAGCUGCAGGCCGAUCAUGAAGCAUCUGAAUUGCGAUGGCAAGAGGAGCUACACAACUACAUAGAAAAGAUUGAUGCUCUUCAAGCAAAGUUGAAGUAUCUAGCAAGCGAAGCAGCAGAGUCUGCUCGUAAUUCUACGGCCACUGCUGCUCCUGGCACUAUGGAGAAGAAGCUCUCUGAAAAGGAGGAGAAGAUUGCAGCUCUUAUGGAGGAAGGUCAAAAGUUGUCAAAAACCGAGCUCGAGCAUCGAUCAACUAUCAAGAAGCUUCGGCAGUACAUAGCGGAAAACACCAAAUCUCAGGCAGAUCUCAAAAAGAGGCUUGAGAAAAUGGAAAAAGAUCUAAAUCAAGCAAACGACCGUGCUAAACGAGCAGAGACAGCUGAGAAACGAGCCACUGCCAGCUUAAACAAACAGUCAAGUGCAGAGGAAGAUCUAGAAUCUACAAUUGCUGAGCGCAAUAUCUUGAAAGCUACUGUCUCUGACCUGAGCUACCAGCUAUCUAGAGCAUCUGCCAGAGCUGAAGCUGCUGAGAGAAAGGCUGAAGAAGAAACCGCAAAAGUAGAGAGCCGGCAGCUUACUGAGCUCAAGGAGGAGCUGUCCAGUGCGAAAGUGGAGCAUGAACUCAGUGAGGAGAAGCUACGUCGUGAGAUUCAAGAUCUUAAGGACAGCCUUAACCGAGAAAAGGAGCGCUCAAGGACCCAAGAAAUUGAACUUCGGGGAGAGCAAUCGGUCUUGGAGAGUAAGAUGGAAAGCCUACGAGCUCGUGCUGAGGAAGCUUCAUCGAGCGCUACUGGUGACGCGCAAGCCAAACUCCUACGGCAGGUAGAGACUUUACAGACGCAGUAUGCUGUAGCCAGUGACAACUGGCAUGGAAUAGAGACCUCUUUGCUCUCCCGCCUAGCCAGUGUGGAGAAAGAAAGGGAUGAUUUUGCUAAACGGGAAGGGGACAUGCGCCGGAAAGUCCGGGAAUCGGUUCUAAAAGUCAAACGAGCUGAAGGAGACUGUGAGAACUCCCGUGAACUUUCUCGUGAGCUUGAGCGGAACCUUGAAGAGAGUAAACACGAAGUGAAAAAGUUGCAGGCAAGACUCGAAAAGGUGGAGGAGGAACUACUUGCAGCACAGCAGGAUCUGUUGAAGCAGAAGGAGAUUCUGGAUGCUACCUGGGAACAGCGUCUCGAGGAUGAGAGAGCCAAAUGGCAGGAAGGCAUAGCAGCCUCUCCAUCGGUGCUUCAAGCUCGAGGGGAAUCUGCGACGCCGAGUCGACGAUCAGAUGUGUUAUCCUCUCUCUCUGAGAUCCCACAUAGCCGCAGGUCGUCUACUCUCCCUAAGCUGGAUACUCCUCCUAGGCAGAAUUCAUACUCGUCCUUGAACUCCAAUCCGCUCCUUCGUGGUACACCUGCCCAUGAUACCUCGUCUCCACUAGUUGACAAUGUCUCCGUCCAGACACUAGAACCUGACGAAUAUUUUAAUGGUUCUGUUACCCCAGCAACUCCCUCAGUACCGGGAACUCAUACUCAACACUCUCGUGGAGCUCAUGAUGUUGUUUCUGCGUCUACCGUUGCAGCUGGGCCAUCUGUACAGUUGGUGGAGAGGAUGAGUGCUACUGUCCGCCGGCUUGAAAGUGAACGUGCAGGCUUCAAAGAUGAAUUAGAACGUAUCACCUCCCAGCGAGACGAAGCAAGACGUGAAGUUGUUGAACUUAUGAAAGAAGUUGAAGAGAAGAGAGCUGGAGAUGAAGAAGUACGAAAGCUUGAAGAGCAGGUUCAACAACUGAACGAGAGAUAUCAGACUACUCUUGAAAUGCUUGGUGAAAAGAGCGAGCAAGUAGAAGAGUUAAAGGCGGAUAUCGCUGACCUAAAGGAUAUAUACCGCGACACACUCCAGAAACAUCUGCAGUCAUAG